Gastrolobium bilobum is the source of this 1248-nucleotide messenger RNA. RefSeq names its product two-component response regulator ORR24-like. NCBI's taxonomy places the organism in Eukaryota, Viridiplantae, Streptophyta, Magnoliopsida, Fabales, Fabaceae. The transcript has 6 exons. The record is from RefSeq and is a predicted model, not a curated record. Bases 1 to 1248 code for a protein of 415 amino acids. Gene Ontology annotation, molecular function: DNA-binding transcription factor activity; DNA binding.
AUGUCAGGUGGAUAUGAGAUUCAUGAUAAUGAUGAGAGGAGCGGAAGGAGUGAGGAAGAGGCUGAAGACACUUCAAUGGGAUCUUCUCAGAAUAAGUGCUCAUCGUUUGACUUGAAUGAAGAAGCUAGUAGCGAAGAUAGUAAUUAUAAUGAUGAGGCAUGUGAACUCAAAGCUGAGGGAUAUGAGAAAGCAAAAGAUGAAGGCACUUCAACUAAUAGAAGCAGUGCAACAAGAGAAGGAAAUGAACGAAGAGGUGGUGUUAGACAAUAUGUUAGAUCAAAGAUGCCUCGCCUUCGGUGGACUCCUGACCUUCAUCUCUCCUUUGUGCAUGCUGUUGAAAGACUUGGCGGUCAAGAGAGAGCAACGCCUAAGUUGGUGCUUCAGUUAAUGAAUGUGAGAGGACUCAGCAUUGCUCAUGUCAAGAGUCACUUGCAGAUGUAUCGAAGCAAGAAACUUGACGAGGCUGGGCAAGUACUAAGUCCAACAUACAGAUCAACCCAUGAAGUAGGUCGUAUUUCUCAUGUAGCCAAGCAGUCCAUGAUUCCUCAUCAAAAUUUCAAGAUGGGAAAUGGUGGAAUUAUUCUAACAAGUAAUUGCAACGAGCAUAGCUAUUUUCAGGGUCUCCUUCAUCCCUCCACCCUAUCACAGUCACAUGCAAAGGCCAUCGAUACAAGGCACCAGCAAUUGUACUUCAAUCAUCAACCUUUUAGAAGACCAAGUUACCUAAGCAAGGAAGUUGUGUCUUCAACAGCCUUACAAACUCAAGGAAGAUCAAUAGCUUCAAGCCAAAUUCAAGUAAUGGAUACGACCAGGAUUGCACCCAUGAGACCAAGCCAAUUUCUUGAAGAGAAAAAGUGGCCUCCAUUAGAAAUUUUGAACAAUCAUCUUUGGAAGAAAAGUUCACCUACCAAUAUUACUGCAAAUACAGGGUCACAAACACAAUCUGUUGUACAUCAAUUUGGCACCACUCCUGCAUCUCUUAGAUCACCUGAGUUAAGCUUUCGAAACAACACAAGAAUCAGGGAACUUCUAUCAACUUCCAAUGAGCAUCGCAACUAUUCCAACAGUUUAAAGCUAGAAUUUGAUCCCCCAUUCCGGAUUAAGUUGAAUCAAGAAAAAUUACAAAAAGAUAAGAAAUGGGUGCCUGAUUUGCAAUUAAGUUUGAGUCAGAAAGAUGGGAACAAUGAUGGCAAGACUGAUCAUUGCAGAGAAACCCAAGAAAUCAGCACUAAACUUUCACUUUCUUAG